AUGGUCCCACGAAUUGAGCAGAGCUCUCUGAAGCGCAGCAGGGCUACUGCCGACUCUGACUCGCAAGACCAAAAGAAGCCUAGACGGUCCGAGAGAAUCAGUUCACAGCAGCAGUUGCAGACCCCUGUCAUACAGUCCUACCUCCCUACUCCUCUAACGCACCAUGACUCUACGGCUACGGACCUACGAAACGAGGUGACAGCUACUCCGCCAAGCCAAGUUCGUCUGCGGUCACCUUCAAGUUCAGACAUCCAUCAGGCACCUUCAUCCCCUCCAGGAGAUACACAGGCUCUCUCGCAGUUUGUUUACCCUCCCAGAGCAUUCGCCGACGAGGUUGAAGAUGAAGCUGCCGAGGGGGUCUGGGGCUACUUAAUCCCACUUGACGAUAAGGUCCGGGAUGCUCUUGUGCUUCGAAAACGCGAUGGUUGUUUGGACACUGGGUCGAAGUCUAUUUCCCAAAAAGGGUCUCGGAAGCAGUUCAAGAAUUCAACCCAUCGACGCCCUGGGGGAUACCUGAUUGGACGACACCCCGAAUGUGAUCUGGCUCUCAAUAUCCCGACCGUGUCCAACCGCCAUUUUCUGGUGUUUCCGGAGAACAGAAGGGGCGACACGGUGGCUAUCCUCGAGGAUUUGUCAAGUAAUGGCACGUUUAUCAACGAUGCGAUCGUUGGUCGAAACAAACAUCGCGAACUGGAGGACGGUGAUGAGGUGACUAUCUUGGACGAGGUGCGAUUCGUCUUCAGGGCUCCUCGAACAAAAAAUAUCAAUGGUUUUCGGCAGCAAUAUCGUGUCUUGCAGCAGCUUGGAAAGGGGCAUUUUGCAACGGUCUACCUCUGUGUGGAGCGCACUACUGGAACCCAAUUUGCGGUAAAGGUGUUCGAAAAACGGACGGGUGAUUCGCAAAAGUCUCAAAACGACUCGUUGAUGCAAGAAAUUGGCCUCCUAAUGAGCGUUAGUCACCGGAACCUGCUCUGUCUCAGGGAUACCUUUGACGAAAGCGACGGGGUAUAUCUCGUUCUGGAACUUGCUCCAGAAGGUGAACUUUUCAACUUGAUCAUAAGCAAGCAAAAAUUUACAGAGAAUGAGACCCGCCACAUCUUCCUGCAACUUUUUGAGGGCCUAAAGUAUCUGCAUGACCGUGGAAUUGUUCAUCGAGAUAUUAAACCAGAGAACAUACUAGUCGCCGAUAACAAGCUGAAUGUAAAGCUUGGAGAUUUUGGUCUGGCUAAGAUAAUUGGUGAAGACUCAUUCACAACCACGCUCUGUGGUACACCAAGUUAUGUUGCUCCAGAAAUUCUCCAAGAAACCCGCCGUCGAAAAUACACCAAGGCCGUUGAUAUCUGGUCGCUUGGCGUUGUUCUCUACAUAUGCCUCUGUGGGUUUCCGCCAUUCUCCGACGAGCUCUACACACCAGAGAACCCUUACACGCUGGCUCAGCAGAUCAAACUAGGGCGUUUUGACUACCCAUCCCCGUAUUGGGAUUCCGUGGGAGACCCAGCCUUGGAUCUUAUUGACAGAAUGCUUACGGUCGACGUUGAGAAAAGAAUCACCGUGGACGACUGUCUUGAACAUCCGUGGCUCACAUGCCAGCACCCCAGCGUGGCUGAUAGUACAGACGGCCUCACCGGUGCGUUGGUGAACUUGGACUUCUCUAAGAGAAAGAUUGCACGGGAGCGGACGCUCCUUAGCAGCAUCAAUGACGUGCAUCUCAGUCAGCAAAAGACUCGAGGCAGUCAGGUAAAUAUGACAAGUACAGCAGGUCAGCGCAUGCACAACCAGAAAAAAGAUGAAGCCUCCCCUUAUGAGCAUAGUGGUCCUAAGGAUUUUGUCAACCUUGGGGAGCGCGGCGAUCCUGUUCUAUACGAAGAGGACCCGACAAGCCGGUACAAUUGA
Messenger RNA from Aspergillus mulundensis, 1893 nucleotides. Its product is annotated as CAMK family serine/threonine-protein kinase. NCBI's taxonomy places the organism in Eukaryota, Fungi, Ascomycota, Eurotiomycetes, Eurotiales, Aspergillaceae. The transcript has 6 exons. The record is from RefSeq and is a predicted model, not a curated record. Gene Ontology annotation, cellular component: nucleus. Bases 1 to 1893 code for a protein of 630 amino acids. Gene Ontology annotation, molecular function: ATP binding; protein serine/threonine kinase activity; protein binding. Gene Ontology annotation, biological process: protein phosphorylation; mitotic DNA damage checkpoint signaling.